AUGACUACGAAGCGCGGCCCGCAGCCUGAGCGCAGCCCUGUGAGGGCGCGCUGGGAGUCGCCCGACGCGGCGGUGUCGAUAUCAGUGCUGGUGCGGCGGGCGCAGAACUUCCAGCGAUCACUCACCCAGGUCAGCGACUUGUCUCAGUUCGGGACCGCCGAGGAGGCCGCCAAGCUGCUGCUGCCGCGCGGCAGCCUGCUGCUGGGGUCCUCCACUGUGACCGACGCCCUGCCGCCGCGCGAGACGCUGCUGGGGCCGGUGGAGAUCCCGCCCCGCAACUAUUAUCUGUGA
This is a messenger RNA of Monoraphidium neglectum, 291 nucleotides long. RefSeq lists its product as hypothetical. Gene Ontology annotation, cellular component: chloroplast. The transcript has 3 exons. The coding region runs from base 1 to 291 and encodes 96 amino acids. Lineage: Eukaryota; Viridiplantae; Chlorophyta; Chlorophyceae; Sphaeropleales; Selenastraceae. The record is from RefSeq and is a predicted model, not a curated record.